Messenger RNA from Melanaphis sacchari, 622 nucleotides. RefSeq lists its product as uncharacterized. NCBI's taxonomy places the organism in Eukaryota, Metazoa, Arthropoda, Insecta, Hemiptera, Aphididae. The record is from RefSeq and is a predicted model, not a curated record. Bases 168 to 557 code for a protein of 129 amino acids. The transcript has 4 exons.
UUUAAACACACACGCCCGUAGUUCAGCACUUUGGCAAUUAUACGAUUGUUCCCGAUUAAUACAGCAUAGACACCGAAUAAAUUAUUUAGUCUACAGUAGAAAUUAAACCAUCGUUCAAGCUGAAUAGAGAAAAUAAAUCUUGGUUACCAGAGAUACGGGUCAAUAGAAUGGACUUAGGAGACCGGAGGAUCCGUUGUAACACACCAAAAAUCAAAUGUCACGAAAAAAAGAACAAUCGUAAAGAAACCUAUCAUUGGAAGACCAAAGGAAAAAUAAAGUGUCCGGACAAAGGGACAUCGAAAAUCAAAAAACCUGUUCAGAUCAACCCACUAAUGACGAUACUGAUGAGUUCCCGGCCUCAACUUGACCAACCAACCAGUGAUGGGACUUGUACUGAGAGAGUGCCGUUGACAUCGUACAAGACCGUGGUUCUAGAACUUCCCGAAAACUUGCAUUAUAAACCAGCCGUAAAUAAGCCUACUCUUGCCUGCAAAUUAGUAACCCGCAAAUGCAUUGUGCCUGAUUCUAAUAAAUUGAAAUUGAGCUUGAGAUGGUAAAAAUGUACGUGUUGUAAAAAUAAUGAUUAUGUAAUAAGAAUUAGCGAUUAAGUUGUCUUUAAUAA